Messenger RNA from Aedes aegypti (yellow fever mosquito), 1006 nucleotides. RefSeq lists its product as uncharacterized. The record is from RefSeq and is a predicted model, not a curated record. Lineage: Eukaryota; Metazoa; Arthropoda; Insecta; Diptera; Culicidae. The transcript is spliced from 4 exons. The coding region runs from base 322 to 816 and encodes 164 amino acids.
UCGACGCACUGGCACGAGUGUUCCGAGAUUGACCGAUUGGGUGACAAACACCUUUUGCAAGGGAGCAAAGGCAUUUACGGUUGGACAUUUGAACCCGAAGGAUAGUUAAUCAGGUGGUAGUGAUCUAUCUAUGGCCGAUAGUUGUGAAAUAGUGAUGAAUGGAAUAGUGCAUAAUUUAAACUGCUAAUCGCUGCAUCAGCCAUUGCCCAGUGAGUGAGCUAGUGGUGAACAAAUCGAGUGAAACUGGCGCGCUAAAUCUCCACAAUCGGACCCGGUUUAUGAUCAAUUUGGUGUACGACUGUAUCUCUGGUUGGAUUAAUCAUGCAGCGCGCGGUAUUUCAAACAACUCUAUGGAUAAUGAUGCUGUUGGAUUCUAAUGUCGUGUUCGGGAAAGCGAUCAAUGGCAAGGCGAACACAAACUCAGUUAAUAGCAAAGCAGUGGAGACACCCAAAUAUUUGGAAGUACAAUAUGAUGAUUAUCCGAUGGUAGUUCCGAAGCGAGCAGCGAUGCUUCUGGAUCGAUUGAUGGUGGCGCUGCAUCACGCUUUGGAGAGGGGCGAAGGCGAGGAUGGUUCUGGACGGCCCAUCAAUAAGGUAUACCGAGAUGCUAAAUAUGGUGGGCGUCCGGUCACGAACGGAAUGGUCAAGCAACAUCACCCUCAACUGCAACCGCAACCCAGCAAGACGGAGCAACUGAUGAAGUCGUAUUAUGCCGAGGCAGAGGCCGAGGACUCGGAGGAAGCCAACGUGAUACCCGAUGAGCUUGACGAGUUCGAGGGCCGUAUGGAGCUCCUGGACGAAAUGGUAAAAAACUAAAAGAAAACGAAUUUUCUAUUGAUGGACAUUCAAACGAGGGGUACUGAAGAUAAAACGAAAAAGGGCCGAUACUGGAAGUGUUACUUCAACGCUGUUAGCUGUUUCUGAACGGGAGGGCAGAGCGAACAAAAGCUGAGAUAAAUGCAGAUGCGUUAGAUAAAAUAAAACUAGUUAGUAAGAUGUAUUAAAU